This is a messenger RNA of Puccinia graminis f. sp. tritici CRL 75-36-700-3, 993 nucleotides long. RefSeq lists its product as uncharacterized. Bases 1 to 993 code for a protein of 330 amino acids. NCBI's taxonomy places the organism in Eukaryota, Fungi, Basidiomycota, Pucciniomycetes, Pucciniales, Pucciniaceae. The transcript has 5 exons. The record is from RefSeq and is a predicted model, not a curated record.
AUGAACUCACUCAAAAAACUAAGCCAUCCUAUGCUCGGUCGCACUAUCGCUGAUAUCUUUGAACAACUCACCACUAGCACUCUUGCUCAAUUCCAGCUUGAGCAGAAAAUAACCCCUGGCUCCACCUACGGGCAACUAUUUUACUCUACUUCGGUAGCUUUCACUGACACCGAGACUCAACAAGAGAAAAAUAUCCUCGUCAAGCUUUGUGGUUAUGGAUCUGCCAUUACUGCCUUAAUCGAAAAUCAUGUAUAUCUGGUGUCUGGACGGUUCAUUCCCCGGAACAUCAAAACUACACCUGUGUUCCAUUACGAUGCCGAUACCACCUUAGAUCUUGGCGAAACUACGCAGCUCUCUCAAUCAAUCGCUGGAAAAUCUACUGUCAUUGGCCUCGGGGUUGUUGUUUCCAAGAAGGAGGUCCUCGAUUCCGACGCAUCUUCUCCUGCAAAGAUAUUACAUGUCACGCUCCAACACACAGACUACGACCCGUUGACUAAAUCCCAAGUCCAAUUCAAGACUUUAUAUCAUGUCGGCGGUCGCAAGAACUUGGCCAAUACCUUUGGCCUGUUUCAAAUUGGUCGGGAGGUACUCAUAUCUGGCAACAUUGUGGGGUAUUCUGAAGACCUAUACAUGUGGAUUGUUAAUGCCAUAUCCGUAUCAGUAACCUCAGGAUCUCAAUCAGCGGUCAUCUCUACCUCGGAACUAGGUAAUAAAUCAAACUUGCCUUCCCGUCGACCAGGAUUGAUCUCCAUUGAGGACCGAGACAAAUCACCUCACAUAGAACCUGUGCCCGAUUCCAUCAAGAAACCUAAGCAUGCCCCUCCCACAACAGAGAUAGACUCCACCGUUGAUAAUGCUUGCGCUAAUCCUGGAGAGUCUGACAACUACUACGCUUCAAUCACUCCAACCACAGGCAAAAAAAGGACCCAAAAACAAAUCUUGGCUGAUGCCAAGCGCGCCAAGAAAAACCUCGGUUCAACUCCUCCUCUCUAA